Aspergillus chevalieri is the source of this 1134-nucleotide messenger RNA. Its product is annotated as putative C2H2 finger domain protein (Ezf). Lineage: Eukaryota; Fungi; Ascomycota; Eurotiomycetes; Eurotiales; Aspergillaceae. The record is from RefSeq and is a predicted model, not a curated record. Gene Ontology annotation, cellular component: nucleus. The transcript has 3 exons. Bases 1 to 1134 code for a protein of 377 amino acids.
AUGGAUUGGUCCCCCAACUCCUUCUCUCCAUCUUCGCCUCGAGCCCGCGCCUGGUCCGGAAGCCAUAUGGCCUUCGAUCCCUACGCUUCCUCCCUACCCUCAGAAUCUUCCCCAGUCUCCGCUCGUUACGCUGAGUACCCUCUUGUCCUUGGGUUGGGCAUUGCUCAUUGUGGAUUCGAAUCCCACCCUGGUCACUUGAGGCUCUGUCCUCCUUCCGAACCAUACACCACCCUCCCAACAACUGGCUGGUCCAUACCUUCCGAUCCUCUACAACAGGGACAAGAGCAUAACCUGGAGACUGGGCAAUAUCCGUCGACAACGACGACCACAACAUCAUCAUACGAACCCUAUCAUGAGAUCGCAUCCCCCCUCAGUCUGUACAGCGCCCAAACACUCAAUGCGUCGCCCAGCUACAGCUCUGUUAUGGAGCGGGGAGACCAUCACAGUGCCUUGUCAAGCCAGUCUUUUGGGUACUGGUCGACCACACCCCGCUCGGACAUCACUACGCCACCAGAGACUUUCAUCAAGGACGAGCACUGGAGUCCACCCGUGAUUCCUGAGGAUAGGAAUCCAUUCGAAACAUCGACAAUGAUGAUGAUGCCUAUGCCGCAGGUCGUCCUCAACGAUGGCCUUUCCGACCCACAGCUACCGGAACACACCAACACCACCAACAGUGACCGGUCAUUCGUUAAACAAGACCAGCAGAUCAAGAUUAAACAGGAGCCUCGAAAUACCCCCGAGACCCCUAAUACUGAACGACAACCCACACAAUCAUCCUCGGACACCGACAGAGACAAUACCAAAUCCCCUCCGGUAUUGAAACCACGCACGACCACCGUUCGCGCUACCAGCGGCCUUCAGUGCUCCAUUUGCGGGGCUUGGUUUACCCGGCGCUCCAACCGUCGCGAGCACGAGAAGAGACACGACCCAAGUCGCAAGAGCGUCUAUCAAUGUGAGUUGUGCGGUCGAACCUUCGGAAGGAAGACGGAUCGGAAGCGGCAUAUGGAGAGUAUUCACCAAGGACUACGGAAAUUCGGUUGUGACGGAUGCGGUCGUCGUUUCACGAGACACGACACGCUGUCGAGACACAGAACCGAUGGCUGCAGCCGAAAAGGCCCCAAACUCUCCAUAUGA